Molecule: messenger RNA, 1380 nt
Organism: Cryptomeria japonica (Japanese cedar)
Lineage: Eukaryota; Viridiplantae; Streptophyta; Pinopsida; Cupressales; Cupressaceae
Product: pentatricopeptide repeat-containing protein At3g22670, mitochondrial-like
Exons: 2
Coding region: 1-1380 (459 amino acids)
Molecular function (GO): protein binding
Source: RefSeq, a predicted model, not a curated record
AUGGUAGAUAUUCUGGGAAAGAUGAAGCAAUUCCAAGCAAUGUGGAAUUUGAUUGAGGAAAUGAAGCUUGUGGGUGGGCUGAUUUCACUGAGGACUUUUACUAAAGCAAUGAGGAGGUAUGGUGGUGCAGAAAAGUGGGAAGAAGCAAUCAGGACAUUCAAUGAUAUGGAAGAGUUUGGGGUUGAAAUGGAUACUGCAGCCAUGAAUGUGCUCUUGGACGUGCUCUGUAAGGAAAAAAAGGCAGAACAUGUGUGGGAUGUUUUUGUGGAUUUGAAGGACAGAAUUCCCCCAGAUGCACAUACUUUUAAUGCCUUGAUCCAUGGAUGGUGCAAGGCAAGGAAGUUUGAGGAGGCAGAAUGGACCAUAGAAGAAAUGAAAAGGCAUGGUUUCAGCCCAUGUGUUGUCUCCUAUACUAAUUUUAUUGAAGCGUAUUGCCUUGAUAAGGAUUUCCAUAAGGUUGAUAAGCUUCUAGAUGAAAUGCAAGAGAAGGGUUGUCCUCCUAAUGUGGUAACAUAUACUAUUGUGAUGCGUGCUUUAGGCAAAGCAAAGAAAAUUGAAGAAGCUUUGAGAAUGUAUGAUAGAAUCAAAGCAAAUGGGUGCACCCCUGAUAUUGCUUUUUACAAUUCCUUAAUUUUUGUUCUAGGUAAAGGAGGUAGGUUAAAAAGUGCUUAUGAAGUCCUUAGGGAACUGCCUAAGACAGGUAUUACACCCAAUAUUGUUACAUACAAUACCUUGCUUGCUGUGACUUCUGAAUUUUUGGAGGAGGAAAAUGCCCUGAGACUUUUCCGGGAAAUGGAAGAAAACAAUUGUAAGCCAGAUCUUCAAACUUACAAUCCACUGCUUAAAAUGUGCUGCAGGAUGAAAAGAAUGAAAAUUCUUUCCUAUCUGUUAGAAGAUAUGCUUAGAAAGGACUGUGUUCCUGAUCUUGGAACCUAUAGUUUAAUAGUGUAUGAGCUUUCCAAAGUUGGCAUGUUAGAUCAAGCUUGCCAGUUCUUUGAGGAAAUGAUAGAGAAAAAAAUAGUUCCAAAACAUAUUACAUACAGAUAUCUUGUGGGUGAACUUGAGAGAUGCUUUGUUGCUGUAUUACCUCCAUCUUUACUUUUCUUGACUUUAUUGCUUAAUGGAGUAGGCACUAGUCCAUAUUGGUUAGGUGGACAGGAAAGAAAGAGAGUGGGUGAGGGCAAGGUUGGCUUUCUAACAGGAAUAGAUGUUAGGAAAUAUGCUGGGACGGAUACUGACUCAACUCGAUUAGCUGCCCUUUCUUUUUCUGCCUACGCUUGUGUUACUGCCUUCUAUACCCCUGCGUUUCCUGGCACUACUACCUAUGUGCCCAAGUGUCCGUGCCAAUGCCGUGCAGAGCAGCUUACCGUGGUGCCAUGA